Molecule: messenger RNA, 1254 nt
Organism: Brachypodium distachyon (stiff brome)
Lineage: Eukaryota; Viridiplantae; Streptophyta; Magnoliopsida; Poales; Poaceae
Product: CASP-like protein 3A1
Exons: 3
Coding region: 404-1024 (206 amino acids)
Source: RefSeq, a predicted model, not a curated record
GGUUUGUUGUUGUAACUGUUGUUAUGGCUAGUCUCCUUGAUGCACAAUUACACAUCCUCGUGACACUUGGCGAUUACUGCAGUUAUCAGCUAAAAUCCUAUCCAAGAGGUAUUGUGUAACUCGAAAGCUGUGCUGGUUUUGUCAAAACAUGGGCCGGUGUCUCACUGCUGUCAAAGUGUCAAGACAACAAGUACAGCAAGCACUCACAGAGUCACGGGUGCAGCAUAUGUGCUGAUGUGCCUCAGCCAGGCAUCUUUUAACUUCACUAGAAUGCCCCAACCCCCAACUUUGCCCAUCAGUUGCAGUACCAUGCUAAAAGGAAAACAGAACAGCAUAGCGAAAACCCUCUGCUAGAGCUAGAGACUUCUAGGAACACAAAAAAACACAACCAGGAGCAACACGGAUGGGUUCCCUUGGUAAUGGCCGGAAUGGUUCGGAGCCUGGGAUCCAGAUGCCAGUGAUGGGGGGUAACGCAGUGCUGGAGCCUACCACAUCCUCAGUACCCAGAUGUCCACGGCUGGAAAUGGCCAUGGUGGCAACCAGAGUUGCAGCCCUCGUGAUGGCGCUGCUCUCCAUGUUGCUAAUGAUCUCCGCCAAGCAACGGGGUAUUCUCAUCAUCUUCGGCAUUGAGAUCCCGCUCUAUGCUAACUGGUCCCUGUCUGAUUCCCUGGAAUUCUUGGUUGGUAUAUCUGCAGCGGCAGCUGCCUACUCUCUAGCACAGCUUCUGUCGAUUGCACACAAGGCCUUGAAGAAAGUCCCUGUGGUUCCGUCCAGACGCUAUGCCUGGAUGCUGCUAGCUGCUGAUCAGGUCUUUGCGUAUGCAAUGAUGAGCGCGGGAUCGGCAGCGGCAGCCGUCGCAAAUUUGAACCGCACCGGAAUCCGGCACACCGCACUGCCCAACUUCUGCAAGCCUCUGCCACGUUUCUGCGACUUCUCAGCGGCCUCCAUCGUGUGUGCCUUUAUCGGUUGCGUCUUCCUUGCGACAUCCGCCCUGAUUGAUGUUAUCUGGCUGUCAAAUCUGUGAAAAUGGUUUCAAAGUAGUGCUCCUUUGGUAGAAACUUUCAGGGUGCUUUGCCCGUAAGAUAAUGAACUGAACCCAUAAAUGUUCAAUGGACCGCAUCACCUGGAUGUGAUGUGCAGUGUUGCAAGAUUCCGUCUGUUUUAGAUAAGUUCAGUUUCUUUCUCGAAGAUUCUCUUUCUUUUUUAUGCUCAUGUCUACGUUAGUAAACAACUAAACAUAGGCACUUGUCUACA